Messenger RNA from Momordica charantia (bitter melon), 728 nucleotides. Its product is annotated as DET1 complexing ubiquitin ligase. Gene Ontology annotation, biological process: positive regulation of proteasomal ubiquitin-dependent protein catabolic process. The record is from RefSeq and is a predicted model, not a curated record. NCBI's taxonomy places the organism in Eukaryota, Viridiplantae, Streptophyta, Magnoliopsida, Cucurbitales, Cucurbitaceae. Gene Ontology annotation, cellular component: Cul4-RING E3 ubiquitin ligase complex.
CAUCCACUGGUUGUAAAUCGAUGGCGCUGUGACUCCCUAAUGACUCGCUUCUAGAAGCGACAUUUCUCCGCUUUCUUCUUCUUCUUCUUCUUCUUCUUCCCCCUCUCUCUCUUUUCCACAAAUUUCUCCCUCUGUAGAUUUCGGACACCCAAAUUCAUAUUCAGCAGCAUUUUCAUGGGGUCUAUGCUCGGUGACCUGCCGUCAUAUGACCCUCAUAACUUCAGCCAACUCCGACCCUCCGAUCCUUCAACUCCUUCUAAGAUGAUUCCUGCAACCUAUCAUCCCACCCACAGUAGGACUCUUCCACCACCAGAUCAGGUUAUAAAUACUGAGGCUAAAAAUAUACUUAUACGACAUAUUUAUCAGCAUACAGGAGAAAAGUCAAGGACAAAGAGACCUGCAGCCGAGCAUCCGGUGCCCGAGCACGGAAGCAAGCAACCAAGAGCGUCUACUACCAACACUUCAAAUUGAGCUCAGGAGGACAUAUUCUUCCAACAAUGUAAAAUCUAUUCUAUGUUGUGAAAGAUGUGUCAUGUCCUGUAUAAUGAGAGCAGAUUGUCUGCUCAAAGAAGAGACAGCUCGGCUCGAUAUUUUAAUGUUGUAUAUAGAUUUUACUCCUAGUGAAAUUGUCACAAACUCAGCCACCAAAUUGUCCUCACAAUCAUUGAAUUGUAACUAUAUGAGUGUGUUUCCAAACAAUGGUUAGCAAAUUAUCACUUAUGGCCUUC